CAGUGGUAUUGGCCCGAGGAGAACAACGUCUACAGGAUGUUGCAGAUGAGUCGAGCAGAGUCGCGGUACCAGUGGUCGCAGAAGUACGCCUUCUUCCGGAAGCAUUUCCAGGCGGGCCACAUGUCGGCCGAGGCCUGGAACACGAUCGACACGGCCUACGACAACAUUUACAACGAGAAAUCGCGCUUCCUGUACGACUUCUGGGGCCCCGGCCAGGAGGAAAUGUCGGUGUACGAGACGCAAAUCAACGUCGGACUCUUCUACGUGCUCUGGAUCGCCAUCAUCUAUGCUGUCACGACGCCGAAGGCGGCCCAAGCUGCGAGCAAGAUUUCUUUCGUGGCACUCAUGGCUCUUCUUGCCAUCGAGAUGACGGUGCGGUUGACCCGCUACGACCCGGUCAUCACUGAAAUCGCUCCGUUCACAACUCCGCGCGAGUAUUUGCUGUGGGGCCACCGGUUCUUCCCAAUUGUCGUGUUUACCGUGGUUAUGAUCAAGAAGGUGUUUUACGUGGAUAUGGAGAAGCACCACCAGCGCGUGCUGAUUCACAUGCUGGAGAAGAAUAUGGAAACGGUGGCGGAAUUGCUAGAGGUGGGGAAAGAGCUGAUGCCCGAGGCCGCGACUUCGAACAAGACUCCGAAAAAGUAG
This is a messenger RNA of Phytophthora sojae, 645 nucleotides long. RefSeq lists its product as hypothetical. The transcript has 6 exons. The annotation marks the transcript as partial. The record is from RefSeq and is a predicted model, not a curated record. NCBI's taxonomy places the organism in Eukaryota, Oomycota, Peronosporomycetes, Peronosporales, Peronosporaceae.